Manihot esculenta (cassava) is the source of this 4600-nucleotide messenger RNA. RefSeq lists its product as uncharacterized. The record is from RefSeq and is a predicted model, not a curated record. The transcript has 11 exons. Lineage: Eukaryota; Viridiplantae; Streptophyta; Magnoliopsida; Malpighiales; Euphorbiaceae. The coding region runs from base 960 to 4169 and encodes 1069 amino acids.
CAACCAAUCGAGUUCAGCUCCGAGCAAUUAGAGUGCGUAGUUUCAACGACGUAAAAGAAGGCCGUGGCAUUUACCAUUUUUGUUUUGUUAUCAUGUCAUUUUCCCCUCAGCGAGGCAAAUGCGAGCAACGUCAUUUCUGCAACUCCUUUUCCUCGCGCCCUCUCAAUCUCCUCCUCUCUAAUGCACAGACUCUCUCAGACCCUUUAAGGUUAAAGAUUGAAUUUUAAACUCUCAAUAUUUCACUCCUUGGUUUCUCGUUCCUCUCUCCCGGUCUCUCUCCCUCUGUUUCUCCGAUCCAGAUAGCUCCUAUUGUGCCGGAACAAAACCCUAGUUUAUUGAGCUUCAUAGAAAAGAGCAAAACCCUAGAAUUUGUUUCAUUCCAUCUCAUUGGAACCUUUACAAUGUCGAGACUUUGAUAAUCGUUAUCCAUAAACAAGCUUUUUUAUGAUGUGGCCUGCGGGAUUCGAGUUUGAUGAAAAAAAAAAGUUAGUGAUUCGUUGAACGUACCAUGCUUUUUUCAGCAUCAGUUUUUGUGACAAUUAUCGCGUUUCGUUCUGUCAAAUGUGCAAAAAUAGUUUUUGAGAAUAUUUAAUCGGCAGAUUCAUUGUCGGUUGAGCUGGAUCAGAGGAUGGACAUAGCUUGACAUUAGCUGGUAUUUGGAUUUUUUUUUUUUUCCUGAUUCGUGCCGUUUAUCUGAUUGAAUGCGUCUUAAAGGGUUGCAGCUGAAUAAUACUUAACAGACUGCUUCCUAAAACAGCCGAAAUUUAUCUGUUUGAUAUGCGGGAUUAGAAUAACUUUGUUGUACAAGGAUAAAUUUUGAAGGUGGUGAUAGGUGCCCGGUUUAUUUGGAUGGUGUCCGGAGGUAUGGGUGUUGUUUAGUGGUCACUAGUGGGUUUGUAGUCGAAGGAACCAUCCUGAGCAUAUCGUGUUUGGUGGUUGUUAAUUUAAAUAUUAGCAAAAUGAGUUUAGAAAACCAAGAGCAACAUGGACUGAAUCAGCACGCUGAAGCAAGACCUGAAUUAGAAAAGAAGUUAAUUUAUUAUACAAGAGAAUUUUUACUAUCAUUGCGUGAAUUGGAUAUUUGCAAAAAUUUGCCCAGCGGAAUCGACCAAUCAAUUCUUAGUGAAUUUGAGGAUACUUCACAGGAUCGAUUCAGAAUUUCUGGCAGCUUAUCGUCACAAAGUUAUAGGCGAAAUGACUAUGGUUCAUCCCCGCCCACUAGAGGGGAUAUAAGCAAUCAUUCCAGGGGAAUUCAUGGAAGGUGGGAUAGUCCUUCCUCUGGAAAGAGUGAUCAUGACAGCGAUACACAAUCUGAUUGGGAUUCAGAUUCUAGAAAGCGUUAUGGCAACCAAUCACGGAGGCCUUGGCAAGUUCCUGAACAUGAUGGACUCCUUGGAAGUGGUUCCUUCCCAAGACCAUCUGGAUAUGCUGCAGGGGCAUCGGCUCCAAAAUUUCAGGCUAAUGAUCAAUACCAUCUCAAUAGGAGUAGUGAGCCAUAUCACCCACCUCGUCCUUAUAAGGCAGUACCUCACUUGCGUAGGGACACUCAUGACACAUACAAUGAUGAAACUUUUGGUUCUUCUGAGUGCACAAGUGAAGAUAGAGUAGAAGAGGAAAGAAAGAGAAGAGCUUCCUUUGAACUGAUGAGGAAAGAACAGCAUAAAGCUUCUCAAGAAAAGUGGAAGUUGAAUCCACAAAAGGGCAAAGAUGACUUCGAUAUUAGUGAGUUGAUGGAAGAUCCAAAAGAUGAUAAGAGAUUUAUGAUUAAAAAAGAUGAGUCAGAUGCAGUGGUGACACAGCCUCCUUCAAAUACUGAUUCUGAUAAGCCUUCCUUUCCCUCACCAGCUCCCGUAGCUAGACCUCUUGUGCCCCCAGGGUUUUCAAGCACUAUAGUGGAGAAGAACAUUGGAAUGAAAUCUUCAAUUCAUCCGCAACCAUCAGAGAUUGGCAAUGAACAUGAGGGUAGCCACUUGCAUUCCAAAGGAAACAUUUUGCAAAGUGGGACUUCUAGUAAUCAAGAGGAGAAACAAUCUUCAGAACAGAUUGAUUCAAGAGAGCAGCAACUUCGUAGUCCAAAUAUUAAUGUUGCUGUUAAUCAAAGUGAAAAGAUUCUGAAUUUGUCAUCAGCAUUGGAUGUUUCAAGUGAAGCUGUUGGCGUGGAUAGCCAAUAUUACAAGAGUUCUAAACUUUCAGCAGCUUUUGAGACUUCUGAGAACAGUGAAGUAAUAGAACUUGGUGCGAAGCGUGUGACAGGCAGUGAAGUUAUGGGGGAAUCAAGUCCAACGCGGUCAAGUUCAAUCCUUAGCGGGCUCUUUGGCACUGUAUUUACACUAAAUGAUGUUGGCUCAUCUGGUUUCAUUGAGCAUGAAGUUAAAGCAGAUGAGACAUGCAGCCCUCACAAUGUCCCGUCUUCCAAGUUUGCUCAAUGGUUUCUUGAAGAAGAGAAGAAACCAAUUAAUGACCUCGUAUCUGGCAGGCCCAGUGAUUUGCUAUCAUUAAUCGUUGGUGAAAAAAGUGGAUCCCAGGCUUUAGAUGCUAAGGCUAUUGAGAAUAUUACACCGAGUCUUCCUCUUCAAAGCUCUGGAGUCACAGAUGGUCAUAUGACAUCAAAUUCAACGCCAGUUAAAAAUAUUGAUAAGCUAGACACCGUUCCAGCUGUACUUACAUGUGAAGACCUUGAACUGUCAAUACUGUCAGAAAUUACUGAAAAUGGAUCGAUAUUGCAGCCAUCUGUUGGGGGCUUGAGUGAUUCUGGAGCAAAGAUUAAACAGCAGAAAGCUGAUAUCAAUGAUCAUGCAUCACACCACCUCCUCUCAUUGUUACAGAAGGGUACAGGUCUGUCUACUGAUUUAGAAAUCAUAUCUUCAGACACCCAACAAUAUGUGGAAGCUGAGAAUCUUGGCGCUAAGCUCUCUAGUUCCAGAGAAAUAUACACUGAGAACAUUCACAAUGCAGGCAAGCCUUUGACUCUCGAAACACUUUUUGGAACUGCUUUCAUGAAGGAACUGCAGCCAGUAGGAACACCAACUUCUGGCCAGAGGGGCUUAACUGAAUCAAUGAGAGCUAAUAUUUCAGAGUUUCCUUUUCCUGUGAUGGACGAUGAUAUCCUUGCUUCUACAUAUAUGACUUCCGGUAUGUCGACCCAAGGCGGUUGCAUUAUAGCGUCAAAUCAGAGGCAAAAAAUGAAAUCAGAAAGUACUGAAGAGAAGCUUUUAGGGUUUGAUCGUCAAGAGGAAGUGGAUUCAUUACAACAUCAGAAGACUGAAUUGGGAUCCAUUUUUGGUGGUUUUGAUGGAUCUGUUGAAAUUCAACUUCCUGAAGAAGAUAGCUUGAUUACGGCUAGCAACUCUAUCAGUCUCCAGAAUUUCAUGCCUGCCUGGAACUCAUCUAUUGCUGAGUUAUUAUCCACACCAGAGACGGCAGUUGACAUUUCUAACAAACUAGCAGCUUUAAAUUCUGUAUACCGGGAAGAAGGACCUAUUGUUGGAGGCAAAGAAGGUGGAGCCUUUUUUCAUGGUCCUUAUGAUAUGAGUGAGCCUGACCAUCAUUAUACUGAGCUUCAUGCCCAGCCAUCUUCUCCACAACUUCAUCACCCUCGAUUGAAUCAUGCAGGGCAAGUGUUCCAUUCACUAGAUUCUCAUCCUGCCAAUAUGAAUGCUCAGAUGAAAUUCAUGGCCUCAGAGAACUUGCAUCAAGAUCCUCCUAAUCAUCAAUUUCCUGCAAAUUUUCUACGCCCUCCUUUCCACCACUCCAGUACUGGAUCAACUGGAUUUGGUCCUAACCCACAUAACGCUAUGCUACAACAAAUGCAUAUGCCUGGCAAUUUCCCUCCACCCCAUCUUUUACGUGGAUUUUCCAGGGGUGCACCUGUGUCUCCACAUCCCAAUAAUCAGGUGCCCAGUUUUUUACAGGAGCCAAACCCAAUGCAAGGGUUGCCUUUUGGUCAAAGGCAAAUCAACUUUGGUGGCGUUGGAAUUUCACCACUUGGUAAACCACUUGGUGCAGCUUCUGAUGUUGGUGGUGGAAAGCACCAUCCUGAGGCUUUGCAAAGGCUUGUCGAGAUGGAACUCAGGUCAAAAUCCAAGCCCAUUCAUCCUUUUGCAAUGGGUGGCCAUGGUCAGAGAAUGUAUGGUCAUGAAUUAGACAAUCGACAUGGUUUCUGGACAUAGAUAAGUAAUUAGCUGCAAUUGUGGAUAUGGUCGUUUAUUUGCGAUCACCCUGCCCUGGCAGUGGGCAAUGGGUUUAACGUGCUUCUUCAGGAUGUUCAGAAUCUUUGUGAAACGGAUGACACAGUUCAGAUUUAUACAGAUUUUAGUUGUCAAUGGAGUGGGUGUUGGUCUUCCCUUCCUCUUUUAUCUUCCUCCUUUCACUUUGUCUCUUCAUUUUCUAGUGUGGUCGAACUAUUUCCAUACAGCCAAACAAGGCGGAGAAAUUUUUUAUUUUAUUUUUUUUUCUCUCCUUUUAAUUUAUUUUUUGUUUCACUUGUUUUAAUAUUAUUGUAUAUAACAGUUGUACUCUAAAAUCUCUCCAAGAAGACUAGGUUCUGAAAUGUAGGAAAACUUUUCUUUUCCCGAAUAUGUAGAUAGUAAUUUACAAUUAA